GAGAGAGAGAGAGAGAGAGAGAGAGAGAGAGAGAGAGAGAGAGAUCAGAGGAAAUAAGAGCAGGGUAGUAGCUCAGUGUUACAGCAAGAGAAGAUAAUCAGACUGGCAGUCAUCUUCUCUCUGUCUGAACAGGGACUUCUUGACUGAAGCUCUGUGUUUUAUUGUGCUGUGUAGUCACAGUAUAGUGGGGAAAGCCUCACAGAGGGAGUGUGUGGUGUGGUUAUUAUAUUGCGUUUCAGCACAGCGAGAGAGAGAGUUUCCUCAGAGGAAAAGGAGGAGAGCUGUUUCUGUUGCUGUACGCUGUCGUGGUCGUUCCCCUGAGUGCGCGGCUGCGAGAGGGUUGGCUCUUUGGGGACAGGAAGAGCAGGGCUAGCGAUGUGACCUGAGCGCUGAGUGGAGUAUGCUGCAGACGAUUUACGAGAGCGAGUCAAAUUUCUCCACCACAACAGACAGGCUCGUUGGCCACCAGCGACUCUUGGACCAGCACAAGAUGCACAACGUCAACUCAGUGGACAUUAAGCCAGAGGUACCUUUAGACCCUGUGUCUCCGUUGGACCUGCGUACAGACCUGAGGAUGCUGGGGCCUGGCUCGGACCCGGGCGUGUGGGAGCGUCAGCUGCAGCAGGAGCUGCUCCUCAUCCAGAAACAGCAGCAUGUCCAGAAACAGCUGCUGAUCAGCGAGUUCCAGAAGCAGCAUGAGAACCUGACCCGCCAGCACCAGGCCCAGCUCCAGGAGCACCUCAAGCUGCAACAGGAGCUGCAUGCCAUGAAGCAGCAACAGGAGCUGGUGGAGAAGGAGAGGAGGCAGCAGCAGCAGAGUCAGCAGGAGAAGGAGCAGGAGAGACAUCGGAGGGAGCAGCAUGUCCUCUGUCUCAGCCUCAGGGGCAAGGAGCGCACCAGAGAGAGUCUCACAGGUGCUGUGGCCAGUAACGAGGUGAAGCAGAAACUCCAAGAGUUUCUGUUGAGUAAAUCAAACAAGGACCUGUCCACUGCCGGAGCCACACACGCUCUCAUCCACCACCCCAAGCUCUGGUACACGUCCUCCCACCACACAUCUCUGGACCAGAGUUCUUCUCCCCUGGGAGGCAUGUCUCCUGUCUGUCACUACACACUCCCCUCCCCUCAGGACGGCAAGGAUGACUUCCCCCUGAGGAAAACAGCCUCAGAGCCCAACUUGAAGGUGAAGUCUAGACUGAAGCAGAAGGUAGCAGAGAGGAGGAGUAGUCCACUGCUGAAGAGAAAAGACAGCAACGUCAUGACCCCCUACAAGAAGAGGGCCCUGGAAAUGAUGGACUCUACAGCCACUAACAGUGCCCCAGGCUCAGGACCCAGCUCUCCCGUCGGAGCCUCCAGCGCCCUGGGGGCUGAGAACGGGCCCUCCUCUCUCCCCACCACCACAAAAACCGAGCGCUGGCCAUCACAGCCCAGGUUAUUCCGUCCAGAGGGCUCCAUGUCCAACCUUCUGAGCUUGUACACGUCUCCCUCCUUACCCAACAUCACCCUGGGCCUCUCCGCCACCUCCUCCCAGAUCAGUGCUGCCAUUGGGCUGAAGGAGAAGACUGGGGAGGUCAGGCAUGGUUUACCAGGGCAGCUCCUGGGGCCUGUGCCCAUGCCCACAGUGACCUCCAUGGAGACCAAGGUGUCCCCCAGCCAUCAGGCCCUGCUCCAACACCUCCUCCAGAAGGAACAGAUGAGACGACAGAAGAUCCUCUCCUCCUCUGGUCAAGGCUCCAUGCCCGCCCACCCCCACUCCCCCCUGGCCAUGAAGGACAGGCCCUCCGCCAACAGCAGGCCCAAGCUGCCCAAGCACCGGCCCCUGAACCGGACCCAGUCAGCCCCUCUGCCCCAGAGUACCCUGGCUCAGCUGGUCAUCCAGCAGCAACACCAGCACUUCCUGGAGAAGCAGAAACAGUACCAACAGCAGAUCCACAUCAAUAAGCUGCUGUCCAAGUCCAUCGAGCAGCUCCGUCAGCCCAGCUCCCUGGUCAACCCACACCUGCAGGAGUCAGAGGAGGAGGAGGAGGACAACACUCGGAGGAUGGAGGAUGAGAGGAUGGACAUGCAGGAGGACGGGAUGCCCCCUGGUGGCGUGAUCCAGAAACACACCCGGAGCUCCAGCAGCAGCAGUGGCAGCAACGGCUCUCUCGGGGAGCUGUCCUCCAUCGUAGAGGCCCACCACCGCCUGGGGGUCAUAAAGGUCAAAGAGGAGCCAAUCGACAGCGAGGACGAAUCCCUGUCCCUGUCCAAUCAGAGCCUAGCGGCGGAGCAGAGUUCCUCACUCCACCAGGUCAAAGGUCAGCUGGUGAUAAGAGCUAUGAUCUGAGAGGGGGACAGAAGAUGAAGGAGGUCACACACUGCGACAUUCAGAGACGCACACAUACACACACAUACACACACAAACACACACACACACUGCAGCCAACACAGACACAGAGCCGACUAGGACUCCCCAGGCAGUCCUCUCCCUGCCCUGAGAUGUGACGCUGUCUCAGUGAAGUGCAGCCGCACCCCAAACCCCCCACCGGACUGACUCUCUGUUUGUGAACUUUGUGAAGUGAUCUGUAAUGUAAAGUAUGUUUCAACGUGCUGUAUAUAACAUGAAGAGAAGAUUUACUAGAAGAAUGCUCCUUCUUUUUUUACUUCUAAGGAACUGCUUUGAUUGUUUUCAGGUUCUGCUCAACUGACAGAAUGUAAUAUGUAUGUAUACACUAGAUUUAGCAUAAGAGAAGAUUCUAGAAGGGAGGGAAAGUUUAACCGUUGUACAGUUUAUUAAUGCCAUUUCAUGUUCCCAUAUUGUAAUGUUUAUGCCAUCAAUUCACUUACACUUUGACUUGCUGACUGCUGUUAUUGUUUUAUUCAAAAAGAAAAGUAAAACUUCAUAUUCUCCGUCGUUCUCCAAAAAGCUGUGAUGUUCUGUGUUCAGUGGUCUUUGAAAAUGAAAUGAAAGUGGUCCUCUGUAGCUCAAUUGGUAGAGCAUGGCGCUUGUAACGCCAGGGUAGUGGGUUCGAUCCCCGGGACC
Molecule: messenger RNA, 3019 nt
Organism: Coregonus clupeaformis (lake whitefish)
Lineage: Eukaryota; Metazoa; Chordata; Actinopteri; Salmoniformes; Salmonidae
Product: histone deacetylase 9-B
Exons: 11
Coding region: 401-2323 (640 amino acids)
Biological process (GO): chromatin organization
Cellular component (GO): histone deacetylase complex
Molecular function (GO): histone deacetylase activity
Source: RefSeq, a predicted model, not a curated record